AGCACAGCAGAGGAAAGAUUAUCUUGGACAGAGUGCAAGAGAAACAGUGUUCCCAUAGCUGCAGAGAAUGGAGGCUAGCAUGGACCUGCUCCACAGCUCCGGCGUGGAAAUGGUGCGGUAUCUCCAGGUGAACUACAGGGACUCCCAGAGCUGGUUCACUUUAAUCUCUGUGGCUGCCGACCUGAGAAACACUUUCUACGUUUUCUUCCCCAUCUGGUUCCACCUGUACGAGGCAGUGGGCGUCAAACUCAUCUGGGUGGCCGUCAUCGGAGACUGGCUCAACCUCAUCUUUAAAUGGAUAUUAUUUGGUCAGAGACCUUACUGGUGGGUUCAUGAAACUUCGUACUAUGGCAAUUUAUCUGUUCCUGUGUUGGAGCAAUACACAAUUACCUGUGAAACAGGGCCAGGAAGUCCCUCUGGCCACACCAUGGGUUCAGCAGGAGUUUGCUAUGUGAUGGUGACGGCGAUAGUGACCAGCACCUUUCGGAAAAAACAACAUUCUAUCAGAAACUGGUGCCUCCGUGCUUUUCUGUGGGGAGCUUUCUGGGUUGUUCAGCUCUGUGUUUGUGCAUCCAGAGUCUUUGUAGCUGCACAUUUCCCCCAUCAAGUCUUCAUGGGAGUCAUCUCAGGAAUGGUUGUGGCUGAGGCGUUUGGCCGGAUUAAUGCAAUCUACAAUGCAAGCCUUAAGAAGUAUCUGCAGAUCACUCUCUUGCUGUUCUCCUUUGCUCUGGGUUUCUACCUGCUGUUGAAAGCGCUGGGAGUCGACCUGCUGUGGUCAGUGGAGAAAGCCCAGAGAUGGUGUGCCCAAGCCGAGUGGGUCCACAUUGACACCACCCCCUUCGCUGGGCUGGUCAGGAACAUGGGAGCCUUGUUUGGACUGGGAUUGGCUCUGAACUCGCCCAUUUACACCGAGAGCUGCAAGGGGAAGAGAGGCCAGCAGUUCUGCUUCAGGAUAAGUUGCAUUGUGGCCUCGUUGAUCGUCCUGCACCUGUUUGACUCGGUGAAGCCUCCCGCACAGAAGGAACUUCUGUUUUACUUCCUAUCCUUCUGCAAAAGUGCUGCCGUGCCUGUGGCGGCUGUGGCAAUCAUCCCAUUUUCAGUAUCGCAGGUCAUGAACCAACAAGAGAAAAAGGUGCUCUAAGUGUCUGCAACUUUAAUAUUUGCCCAUUAAUACAGAAACCUCUCGCCAAAUCAAAUCACUUUGACUUUGGCUAGUUUGAGACAGAACCUAAACUCACCUUGGAAAAGGUGCAAGGGCAGCAAGCUUGAAUUGAAAAGAGUGGUCUUGUUAAACAUGUAAUUUAACCAGAUGAUCCAGAAAAAAUUUAUGUGCCAGACGUGUUCUGAGAAUGAAUUUACUGCAUAGAUUGACAUUUGCAUUUUUAAUUGCAAUCUGUUUUAGUAAUCUGGUUCUUCUGUUACCUUACACAUUGUCUGAAUCAUGCUAUUACCCUGCACAUCACUGUGUGGUAAGAAUGAAAGAGAAAAGGGAUAUAUUUUGGAUGCCAUUGUUUUGCUUUCCCUGGGCUCCUGGUCAAUUAGGCUAUCUAUUUCAAGGGAAUAUUGAAGCCUUCUGAUAACCCAAUGGGAGCCUGUGGGCAUAGUGUGUUACAAACUAUCUUUUCUUCUCUAUUGAGCCAAUUACUUUUGUCUGGGUUACUUGGGAUAGGGCUCCAGCUUGUUAUUAUCAUGUGUAGGCAUAUGUGAACAAGUCAAUAGCAUGAGUCAGUCUGUGGUGGAACAUCCUGCCAAUACUUAAUCAACAUGCUUACAUGUGAAGAGAAGGCCAAUCAGAGGCACAUAAUGCUUUGGGGAGCUGAGGAAAAAAUGAUGUUGCUUUUUAGUUUGGCAUGGUGUGGGGGGGGGGGGCUAUGUUAGAUAAAUGGAACUUUGCUCAAUACUGUGUAAGGUCGGAGAAGAGCUGCUGUUGUAUCGGGACCACCUCUUCAGAACAAUUUCUGUAAAGUAAGGACUUGAAAAUGUACAUACCUUCAAUGCACUAUGAAUGCAAUGGGAUAAAGCAACUUUUUUCUGACUGGAUGGAUGGUAAUUUAUUGUAUAUCAGUGUUUUCUAUCACAGAGAUAGAGAAAUCUGUUAGGUGCUUCAGAAGGACAAUUAGCAAAAUACUGCAGAUGCUGGAAGUCUGGAAUGGAAAGUAGAAGAUGGCAGAAAGUCAGGGGACACGAGAUUCUGCAGAUGCUGGCAAUCCAGAGAAACACACACGAAAUGUUGGAGGAACUCAGCAAGCCAGACAGCAUCUAUAGAAAUGAAUGAACAGUCGACAUUUCAGGCUGACACCCUUCUCUCGGACAUUUGUGGAGACAGAAACAGAGUUAGUGUUUCAGGCUGAUAAACCUUUCAUCACAGCUGGAUGAAAAAUGUCACCAUUUUGAUCUUUUCCAUUAUGUGCUUCUUUGAAUAACUUGUAUGAUAGUUUUUAUUGUAAUAAAUAUUUUGAAUAUUUUGAAAUUUA
This is a messenger RNA of Hypanus sabinus (Atlantic stingray), 2474 nucleotides long. Its product is annotated as glucose-6-phosphatase catalytic subunit 1-like. Gene Ontology annotation, cellular component: membrane. Lineage: Eukaryota; Metazoa; Chordata; Chondrichthyes; Myliobatiformes; Dasyatidae. Gene Ontology annotation, biological process: glucose 6-phosphate metabolic process; gluconeogenesis. Gene Ontology annotation, molecular function: glucose-6-phosphatase activity. The record is from RefSeq and is a predicted model, not a curated record. Bases 68 to 1141 code for a protein of 357 amino acids. The transcript has 5 exons.